Messenger RNA from Spirometra erinaceieuropaei, 1611 nucleotides. NCBI's taxonomy places the organism in Eukaryota, Metazoa, Platyhelminthes, Cestoda, Diphyllobothriidea, Diphyllobothriidae. The record is from the annotation of a GenBank genome assembly.
AUGGUAUCAAUCAAGUACGGCUGCCGGACCAAACCGCGCCCACAAAAGUCCUACAUUGCUGCAAUCCAUGAGCUAGAAAUAAGUGAAGAACCCACAGGCACCGCCACGGCUCGUUUUUACGGUCUACCGAAGGUACACAAGGCAAAUGUCCCACUCAGGCCAAUCGUAUCUCUUCGUGGCACUCCGACGUACGGUUUGGCAAAAUGGAUGUUCGGUCGUCUUAAGUUUUUGGCCGAAGGCUCACCAACAACAGCUGCAUCUGCGUAUCAAUUCCUCGAACUUAUAAAGCAUCUGAGGUUAGAGCCAGACGAAUCCAUGGUAUCCUUUGAUGUCGUUUCGUUCUUCACCUCCAUCCCACAGCCACUAGCGAUAGAUGUUGUGGACCAACUACUGGCAGAGCGUUAUGAGGAGAGAGACAGGCCUCUGAAGUCUGAGCAUCUGCUCGAGCUUCUGCGAUACUGUCUCAAGACCUAUUUCACUUUCGACGGACAAAUGUACGAACAAAUAAAGGGCACUCCUAUGGGCUCCCCUAUAUCAGGCCUAAUUGCUGAAGUAGUACUUCAACGGGUAGAACACUUGGUGUUCACCAACUAUCAACCAAAGUUCUGGGCCCGCUAUGUCGAUGACACCUUCGUCGUUGUCAAAACAACUGACAUUGAACACCUAAAGGGACUACUGAACUCGGUUGACCCUGAUAUACAAUUUACGAUGGAAGCGGAAACAAACAACCAACUGCCCUUCCUUGACGUACUUGUGCGCCGGCGUACCACUGGACAGCUGCAAACUACAGUAUUCCGAAAAUCCACCGACACCAGACAGAUCCUACACUUCAACAGCAACCAUCCACUGUCUCACAAACGUAGUUGUGUCCGCACUCUAUUCCAAAGAGUCGAAACACACUGCAGCACACCAGAAGAUAAAAGAGCCGAACGAUUGUACCUUGUGGACCUAUUUGCUGCCAAUGGUUAUCCCAGGCAUUUCAUCGAGAGAAACAGACGUUGGGCGCCCAGACAACGGCCAAAUGAGCAGCAACCCGAAGUCUGGAGGGCCAUUCCUUACGUUAAAGGGGUCUCUGAAGCGGUCUCGCGAUUGUUCCAACCCACCAGAGUAGGCAUAGCCCAUCGACCACAAGCAACAAUUCGACGUCGCCUGAUGCAACCUAAAGACCCAUUGCCACCCGCUGAAGCCUCAGCAGUCAUCUACAAAAUAAAUUGCAAUGAGGGCGACUGCAACUAUGUGGGCGAAACUGGGCGGAAAUUGCAAACUCGCCUACAAGAACAUAAAUCGGCCACUCGGAGGUUAGACCCUAACUCUCAAGUAGCAACACACGUUGGAGAAACGGGGCAUACUUUUGACCUCCAGAGGGCUACCAUCUUAGGCCGAGACAACACAAAAACAGAACGGCUAACUCUCGAAGCGUGGUUCUCCUAUGCCCACUCUAUCAACAGGCAUCUGGACCUUCCUGCAGCUUACAAAGUCUUACGUCAUCACAAUCGUAUAGCUCAGGACCAAACAACCACACCUGACUUAAGAAGGCAGCACGGAGAUAGCCCGACGCUGAGCUUACUCGGUGAGGAAGAACAAGAACCGCCAGACCGACCGCCCGACUAA